Vespula pensylvanica (western yellowjacket) is the source of this 1930-nucleotide messenger RNA. It is a transcript of the gene MFS9, whose product is annotated as vesicular glutamate transporter 2. The transcript has 10 exons. Gene Ontology annotation, biological process: transmembrane transport; monoatomic anion transport. Gene Ontology annotation, cellular component: plasma membrane. Lineage: Eukaryota; Metazoa; Arthropoda; Insecta; Hymenoptera; Vespidae. Bases 278 to 1765 code for a protein of 495 amino acids. The record is from RefSeq and is a predicted model, not a curated record. Gene Ontology annotation, molecular function: transmembrane transporter activity.
CUUAAAAGAUAAAAAGCGAUUAUAAGAAUCGCUAGACUAUCUGUUACAUACUUUAUUAGUUGAAGUAAACUGAAGAUAAAUCUUUUAUAGAGAUACGUAGUUUACGUAUCUUUGUAAAACGUAUAUAUGCGUAGCUUAAAUAUUUAUGGGAUCGCGAAUAGUAACUACAGUGUGUGCCACGGAACACGAAGUGAAAGUCUUAAGUUUUCUUGUUGAACCUUCUUAGUUGAAUCAAGAACAAGUUAGUCUCCGGUCGAUUGCCUCUUUGGACGGUUCUAUGCAUGAUACCAUGGAAGAAAAAAAAAUGAGCGAAGAGACAACAAUGAAAGCUACAGGAUACGGAGCUGUCAAAUACAAGGAUGAAAUCGACGAAUCCUCGUGGAAAUUUUGGAAGAAAAGAAGAUACGUUGUAGCAAUUUUAGCGUUUCUAGGAUUUUUCACUUCUUAUAUACUUCGUGUUAAUUUGAGCGUUGCGAUAGUUGCGAUGACCGAAGAUAAGAUCGAUGAGAAUGGAGUCAUUUAUCGAAGACGAGAAUUCGAUUGGGAUUCGAAAACGAAAGGACUUGUUUUGAGUUCAUUUUUUUAUGGAUAUUUAAGUACCCAAUUAUUAGGUGGAUGGUUGGCUGCUAGAAUUGGAGGUAAAAGAGUAUUUGGUCUUGGUAUUGCAGCAACAGCAUUGUUUACUAUCAUUACACCUCCUCUUGUCAGAGCAAGCGUAUAUAUUCUAAUCGUUUUGCGUAUUGUUGAAGGAAUUUGUGAGGGUGUUACAUAUCCUUGCAUACAUGCAAUUUGGGCUAAUUGGGCACCCCCAUUGGAAAGAUCGAAAUUAGCAACCUUGGCAUUCUCUGGUAGCUUUUUAGGAACCGUUUUUGCUAUGCCUAUUUCUGGCAUAAUGGCUGAACAUCUCGGUUGGUCUUCAGUUUUCUACGUAUUUGGAGCAGUAGGACUUAUUUGGUUCAUUGCCUGGUGGAUGCUAGUCAAGGAUCAUCCUGCAGAUGAUCCUAGAAUAUCUCAAGCUGAAUUGGAAUAUAUUCAAAGUAGUAUUGGUAUUACUGGGAACCAAAUGAAAGUAAAACAUCCGUGGAAAGCUAUGUUGAGUUCACCACCUGUUUGGGCUAUAGUCGCUGCUCAUUUCAGUGAAAAUUGGGGAUUUUAUACGAUGUUGACCCAAUUACCAACAUUUAUGAAGGACGUGCUCAAGUCCGAAUUGGAAGCAACCGGUUUUAUGUCUGCUCUUCCUUAUUUGGCGAUGACCAUAGUCGUCCAAUUUUCCGGUCAACUGGCUGAUUAUUUAAGAACAAAAGAACUUUUGACGACGACUCAGGUUCGUAAGAUAUUUAAUUGCGGUGCAUUUAUCUUUCAAACGAUCUUUAUGACCUCUACUGCCUUUGUCUCGACUAAAGUAGGAGCGGUUAUCUGUAUCACCAUAGCAGUUGGCCUUGGUGGCUUUGCUUGGUCUGGCUUUGGAGUCAAUCAUUUAGAUAUCGCUCCGAAACAUGCCAGUGUAUUAAUGGGAAUAGGCAAUACAAUCGCAACUUUACCAGGAGUUGUGAGUCCGAUUAUUACUGGAUACAUUGUUCAAAAUAAAAGUGCAACAGAAUGGAGGACAGUAUUUAUUAUUGCUGGUUCAGUGUAUCUCAUAGGUGCUAUAAUUUAUGGUAUUUUUGCAUCCGGUGAAAAACAAAGUUGGGCCGACGAUACUUCGAAAAAGCAAGGCGAAGAAAUAGUUUAUGAUAAUCCAGGAUUAGAAAUAGAUAAUUUAUAAUUAAUAAAUAUUUUAAUAAAGAAAAAAAAAUUAAGAUACAUUAUAAUUAAUAAUGAUCGAAAUAAUUACAUAGUCGUAAUUAUAUGUCACACAUAUCGAUGAUUUUAUAUGAAUUGAUAAUGUAUCAUAUUAUUAUUAUUACUAUUACUAUUAUUGUUAUUAUCA